This is a messenger RNA of Anthonomus grandis grandis, 3136 nucleotides long. RefSeq lists its product as uncharacterized. The record is from RefSeq and is a predicted model, not a curated record. The transcript has 9 exons. Bases 1426 to 2925 code for a protein of 499 amino acids. NCBI's taxonomy places the organism in Eukaryota, Metazoa, Arthropoda, Insecta, Coleoptera, Curculionidae.
AGGCCUAUUAUUGGCUCCACUCAAUAAUGCCGUUCAUCAGAUCACCAAUGAAAGAAUUUCUUUUAGACAAAAUCUCAGGUAAUGAUAUUACAUCGCUCAUUCCUACAUUUUCCUGAACAGUGUUUAUAGAACUAGAGCUUUCAUUAUCAUUAUGAAUACCAAUACUUGACAACCGUCUGUUGUUAACUGUACUACAAGAAUUACACUUCCACUUAUGACUCUUCUCCUUUUUAAAAGUUGCAUAGAUUUUGUCAAAUUCGGUUUUGAAAAGAUUAGAGCAGCCUUUGUGAAACCAGGAACGACACAAGCUGCAUUUAACGGAAAUUGCUCCUGAUUUAAUUACUUUAUCGCAACUGCUACACAGUUCCAUGACAAGAAACUCAAAAUCAUAACGAAAAUAAAUUAAUGAAAGUCCUUACUUUGCUACUUCGUUGACUCAAUCACAAAUCAGCAUUAGGAUACAUUAAUUUCCACACCCAUGCGGGCCAAUGAAAUCACGGAUCGCUUUCGGAUUUUGUCAGUCGGCAUCGUCGAAAUAAUCGGCGGGACUGUUGAUGUGGUUUGCUAACCUCACUUUCAAUUUUCAGCUUUGAGCUUUGAGUUUUCGAAACGUUUUGUUGUUUAUUUACAAUUUGUGCGACCAAGAGUAGUUAUUAUUAAUUACAUUAUCUUGUUUCCUUGUAAAUUCAAAACACCACUGUAUCUUUACAUUAAUUUACUACACCUUUAUUCGGUGAACAUGGAUAUAAACAGGGAUAAUAAAUUAAUAUGUGAAGAUUGUGGAAAGUCAUUUUCUUCUACUUCAACAUUGUAUCGGCAUAUGAGGGAUAUACAUAAUAAAAAACAGAGUGAAAAAGAGAGCCAACACAUUAUUUGCCCCCUUUGCCUGAACAAAGAGAAGUUUACAUCCUAUGAUUCUUUAAUAAGACACUUUCAUAGUAUUCAUAAUAUACAUAUUAAAGAAUCUGUUUUAAAUUUUAGGAAUUUGGCAGAGUUUGAAAUUUGGAGGUCUGCAGAAAACAGAGAAGUAGAUUAUGCUGUUCAUCGAAGAAAGAAAUGUGCUAAUGGGGAAGAAUUUAUUUACUAUAAUUGUAAUAGAAGUGAUUCAAAAGGAUAUGUCAGUACAUGUUUGCAACGGAAUUUAAAGUCUAAAGAAAGCAUUCGUAUGCAAGGAAUGAAUCAAGAAUAAUAGUUAAAAUUCUAGUAGAUGGACACCCUGACGAAUUAAGAAGCAAAAGGCUAACAAAAUCGGAACAGGAGAUAAUUGUGGAUAAAUUAGCAGCAGGAGUUUCAAACAAGAGAAUUAUUCAGGAGGCCAGAAGCGUAGAUGGCAAUAAACUACAAAGGAAAAAUUGUAUAACAAGAGAAUAUUUAGAGUACCUAAUACGAAAAUUUAAUAUUGACAAGAAAAGGGACAGUGAUGAUAUGAUAGCCACAGUGUUAAAAAUUCAGGAAUGGAACAGUGAUGGAAAAAAUCAUGGAUUUUUAUUUAAACAGAUAGGAGAAACUUAUCCAGGAUUAGAAGAAGAUGAUUUUGCAAUUGGAUAUAUGAAUGCUAUUAUGGAAAAAAAAUUAAGAGAUUUUCCAAAAAUAAUCUGUAUAGAUGGAACAAAUAGGAGAAACUGGGACUUGACAAUUGUGUUAAUAAGAGAUGAACAAAAUAUGGGUUUUCCAGUGGCAUUCUUACUAAGUAACAGAUUAGAUCAAUUAAUUCAAGAGGUUUUUUUUAGGGCACUUAAAACUAGAUUAGGGGAAGCAGUUCAAGCUGAAUAUAUAAUGAGUGAUGACGAUCCAAAAUAUAACAAUGCAUGGAUAAUGGCUAUGGAUGCAGAACAUAAACCAAGAAGAUUACUUUGUACCUGGCAUAUAGUGAAAAAUUGGAACAUACAAGGAAGGUCUAAAAUCAAGAAGUUGGAAAAUAGACAGAUAAUGAAACAUGAAAUGAGGAAAAUUUUAAAGGGGACUGAUCCACAAAAUUUUAUACAGCUGAAAGAGAACUAUUUUAGGCAAUUAGAAGAAGAGGAGGAAACUAAUUUUCAGAAUUACCUGAAAAAGUACUAUUUCCAAAGUCAAGAGAGAAUAAUGAUGUGGGCACAUUGUUAUAGAAUCAAUGCCGGAAUUAAUACAAAUAUGGCAGUUGAAAGCUUAAAUAAAGUACUGAAGUACAACAAAAUGAAUGGGAAGCAGAAUAUUAGGAUUGAAAAACUGUUGGAUUUACUGGAUGACCUUGUUGAUGAAAGAAUGUGGAAAAGGAUUAUAAACAUGGAAAGGCCAAAUGCAAAUAAUUAUCAGCACAAAAUAUGUCAGAGUGCACAUAAAAAAGCAGAAGAAAUGGUGGGUAAUAACGGUAAUGUAUCAUAUUCUGAAUUAGGACAUUUUAAGGCAAGGUCGUUUAGUGAUAAUCAUAAAUUGUAUUGUGUAAAUUAUAAUGAGGUUUGUGAUGAGGACUGUAGGGCAAUGUAUUGUGAGAAGUGUAAAAUAUGUAAACAUAAAUAUAAUGGUGAUUGUCCAGACUAUACUGUUAAAAGUGUCAUGUGUAAGCAUAUACAUGCUGUAGCUUUAUUUGAGCAGAGGAGCGAAUAUGUAUCAGGUUUCAUGGAUGAAAUGCAAGAAGAUAAUAAUCUGUAUGUCAAUGAACCUUCAACAAGCAAGACAGUUUAUGAGAAUGAAGUAAAUUAUUUUCUUGACGAGACUGAAAAUAGAAUGAAUGUGACAAUUGAUUUUGAAAGAAAGCGUGAGAUUUGUCUAGAACAGUUUUGCUCUGAAAUUCGUAAUUAUGGUGGUGGAUUGGGUGAACAUGAUUUAGAAAAAUUUAUGGGUGAUUUUAGAAAUUUUAUGCAGACAGUAAAACAAAAAGAAAUGGUGAUGAGUAAAAAAAGAAAAAUAGAAAAGCAGCAGUAUUAUCUCAACGAAAAACCUAAAUAAAUUUAUUUAUAAUAAAAUGUUUAUAACUAUUUCAUUACUGAAUGACAUUGCUUUUGUGAGUGACCUAUUCUGGUAUUAUAUCUAAGUGGUGUUGGCUAUUUGUAUUCAUGUAAUUCGUUGGCUUAUGGUGAAGGAUACUUAUAAAAUAUAUUUUUUUAAUUUUAAUUUUGCCUUUGUUAUAAUUAACUAAUAUAUUAGUGUUUGUUUCAUA